AUCCCCCACGCCACACUCUCCAAUGGCUACCAAAUCCCAAAAGAAGAAGCUUUCCGGCCCCAACCCCUCUAUCGAGGCCAAGCCCCCCACCCCCAAACAAAAGCCCAACCCUCCAAAACCUGCGGAAAAGCAAGCGACAACGACGGCGGCGAUGAAGCCGAAGAAGCAGAAGGUGACCAACGAGAUCGACGACAUCUUCCAGGCCACCAAGCCCGACAAGAAGCGCAAGCCGCAGGAGGAAGGGGAAGUGGCCGAGGGGGACAAGAAGCCCAAGAAGAGCAGGGCCGAGGGGGCUAGCAAGAAGAGCAAGAAGGAGAGUAGGGGCAAGGGCGGUGAGCCGGGCCACGAGGAGGUUGCGCAGAAGCGGCCGCGGCGGCGCACGAACGACGGGCUCACCAUUUACUCCGCCGAUGAGCUCGGGUUCGGCAAGGCCGACGCCGGCGGCUCCGCGCUCUGCCCCUUCGACUGCGCCUGCUGCUUCUGAGCUUUCAGGGGCCACGGUAGGCCCGAGGUUAUGUGAUCAGGUUACAUCGUUGUGGUGUGUUGUAAUGCUCGGUUGAUUGGAUAACUAUAUGCCUAUAUGGUUAG
Lolium rigidum is the source of this 588-nucleotide messenger RNA. RefSeq lists its product as uncharacterized. The record is from RefSeq and is a predicted model, not a curated record. Bases 23 to 484 code for a protein of 153 amino acids. The transcript has a single exon. Lineage: Eukaryota; Viridiplantae; Streptophyta; Magnoliopsida; Poales; Poaceae.